UAUACUAUUUAGGAUUUUCGUUCCGCACGCAGCCCUUCUGAUGUUAUUCGUGCAUCAUGAUUGUUGAUUAUUCUGUGCGAAUUGCGGACAAAGUAUCAACGAGUGCGAAUGUGUCUGGUUCUACGCUUACCACAUGGUAUAUAAAGUAAAGUGAUGUAUUUCACAUAAAUAUGAACUUUUGUUAUUAACGCAGAGUGUGCUAAAUGAAGAAUAUGAGGUAGCAACGUGAAAGAGAUUAACUCAUUGGUGAAUAACACUGAUCAACAUGGCAGAGCAGCAGCAAUCACCUCCUGGUAUUAAACAUAUGUCCUUGGAUAAAAUAAUCGAAGCUAUGACCGCAGAGCUGGAGAGUUCAAGUAGUCCUUACGUCCAAUUUGGCAUCACUCCGCAGCAAGCAACCUCUCACAAUUGGGGCGAUUACGCUUCUGGCCAGACUAGGCAUCACAUUACAACCAGCCAACCGACGCAUUCCAAUCCAUCGGGGAUGCAGCCAAUGACUCCAAUGACCACUUCUCUGUACAUGUCAGAUAUGCCAGGUUACGAUUCUCCAACCACGGAUUCAAUAUAUUUUCCACCACAGACAGUAAAUCAGACGGUAAACUUAGGCAUUAAUGAAAACAAUGAUCUCAUUGGCACCAUUGAUGUCGGAGGUGGAAAUUAUAUCAAUGUUAUUUAUGGGAAUGCUUCUCAAAUUAUGGCUGAGCAGUGUCAACUGUCAAACAUGGCACCUUAUGCCAAUCAGAGCAUGGUUAAUCAGGAGUACGGUCUGUUUAAUGACCAACAUAUGUCUGUGCCGUCGGAAUUGCCGAGUCAAAACUUUAAUGGCAAACAACUGAUCGAUAAUCUAGUUGGGAACUGGGUGCCAAAUCAGUCCGGAACAUAUAGUCCGUUCGGUGGUUCUCCUAAUAUCACGCCUGUACCGCAAUCUGUUCCCGAUAUGAGAGAGAAUGAAGAACUACCUAGAAGCAUGUCGGACUCUCAAUACAAGAAACCAAGGAUGGUGGCAGAAGUGAAACCUAUGCGACCGUCUUACUCGGACGUUUUGACCAAAUCUGCACCAACUCCGCCGUCACCAUUAACAGUUCAGUCUAUGAAGCCGAAAAUUGAGACGACCGGCAAGAAGGUCUCCAAUAAGAGCUCCAAGAGCAAGAACAAACCAGCGCUAUUAAAGCGGCAGAAUUCAUCCGGCAGCGACGAUCACAACUCCCCGAAGAUACAGAUCCCCAGGAAAGUUUUGGAAAAAAAUUCUUCCAAUCUUCCAAGACGUUGGGUGUCGUUGGACAAUCUCGGCUCGCAGUCCGAUUCUCGUCAGAUAAAUACUUUCGACAGAUCUGAUCACUUUGAGAAGAAAAAAACUGUCAAACUGUCUAAAAAAGGGGAAAAGAAUGAGACUCUUAACAAUACCAAAAUACAAAACAGUAAUCCAAAAACUGCUGGAAAUAUUCCGAAACGUCCGAUACAGAUAAACAACAACCUAAGUACAAUUAAUACUUCCAGUCAGACGGUUUCUCCGGAGAAAAUCGAGAAAAAUCAGCAAGUUAUCAAUAAGUUCAGUAAAGAAGAUAAGAAAGUGAUCAAGGAGAAAAAUCCUAAACGCUAUCAGGCUGAGAAGACACAGCAAAUUAAGAAAGGACAAAGAAACAGAAGAAGAGAAAAUAGAGAAUCUCCUGUCAAGGAUUUAUGUAAGAAUUUAAAUAAAUAUGCAACACGUUGGAGCAAAGUUAUAUUGAAAAUCUUUUAUUGGCUGUUGCAUCUUAUUUCUGAUGUCGUUAGCAUGAGUGCUAAUCUCGUCGUACAGCUUGGCAAAUGGGCUUGGUACCAUAGCAUACUUUACUUGAAAGGUUGGUGGAUGUAUGUGGUUGUAACAUUUUGUAAAAUUCGCGUUCUAAAUGCUAUCGGCAAACAAUUAGAUAACUGGUUUGGAAGUAGCAAGUUUGCGUUUUGGCGAAAGAUAAACACUAAAAGUGAAGAAAAAGAGGACAGUGGCAACUGGAUUCACGGCGGACUGGAAACCAAUAUUUCAUUACCUAGUACUGGCGAAGAAGCUAUGAAAAGAUUACUAGCUUGUAAAGGAAAGGACCCGUAUAGCAUACUUGGCGUUACACCAACGUGUUCGGAUGAUGAUAUCAAGAAAUAUUAUAAAAGACAAGCUUUCUUAGUUCAUCCGGAUAAAAAUAAUCAACCAGGGGCUGAAGAGGCGUUCAAAAUUUUAGUACAUGCCUUCGAUAUCAUCGGAGAACCGGAACGAAGACAAGCGUUUGAUCAAACUAGGCAAGUUGAAGCAGCUUGGGGCGAACUCAGUGAUUUGCUGUCUCAGCUUCAUCGGAAGAUGGAACAGGCGGCAAAUACUAUAAGAUGUACAAAUUGUGGCUCAAGACACAAACGUAUUCCUACGCAACGUCCUUGUUAUGCCGCACGGUUUUGCACCCAAUGUAAAAUACGUCACGGCGCGAAAGAAGGAGAUAUCUGGGCAGAGUCUCGUUUAAUGGGUUUUCGAUGGCACUAUUAUGCGUGCAUGGAAGGGGCGGUGUAUGACGUGACUGAAUGGGCGGCUUGCCAGGCCGGAAAUCUCAAACAUCUUAGAGCAAACACGCAUAGCGUCCAGUAUAGAAUCGUCUUAGGGCAGAGAUUACCAUCUCAAACAUCCAGUAGCGGUAAAAAGCGGCAGCAAAUAGAUCCAAAUACAAGCGAAGCAGAUAUCGAAGACUUUCUGAACAAUCUCUACAACCAUAGCAAAUCUGGCGGUGCUAAUACAUCAGGGGAGCAAAACUCUUUUAGAGGAGAUUGUAGACGACGUAAGACCAAGCGUAAGAAGUAGACAGAAAGUGGUGUAACGAUGAACAAUUGAGCGUUCGGUAUCAAUAUUGUAUCAUUACACGAAGUAAUACAUAUAUUAUACAGUUUCUGAAAUUUACAUUAUCCUUGAGCAAUUGACUUUAGAAUAUAGGUAUAUAUUACGAAUACGCAGCGAUGUGCGGCUAAUACGCGAUAUGAGAUUACGAGAAAUUGUGUUCAAGGCGAAUGGCGUGUAGAAAUCAUUACAUUAAAUUAAAUCAUAAUGCGCAACAUCACGAAGCUCGGGAAUUAUAGGGGUGUAUCAUAGUAAUAACACGCAGUGACAAAUAUCCUGUUAACAAACUAUUCAUGUUCAGGAUAAUAAUAUACGUCAGUCAGUAUAUUUUGCCAGUUUAACAUAAUAAAGACGUUUAAUUUUUCGGGUUAUAAAACGAUAAUUGAAGAUGCCAAAUAACGAUUAUAGAAGCAACUUGAUUUGGAUUAUAUCGCAGAGCUAUAUUUGAACAUAGAAGUUCUGAUAUAUAUAUAUAUAUAAAAAAGUUUGUAUCUUCCUGGUACAAUGUUAUGUUGUAAUUUUAUGCGUGUGUUCUUCCAAAAUAAAAGAUAACAGAAUGGACGAUUAGGUUAUAUUUAUUAUUAAAAUUAUAGAGAUUUCAUUGUGUAUUUAAUUUUUAAACAAUUAUGCAUCUUGCGGUUCUGAACUGGAAAGAAUUGGCAAAUACGGAAGAAGACUGAUAUUUUCUCUCAUUCUCUGUUACUUAUAAGUUAUAUACUAUAUAUUAGUUAGAGAAAUUUUAAUGAUAUGCUCCUGCUAUGUGUGAAAAUAGUUUGAAUUCUUUAGCUUGAAAUUAGUCUGCAAAUCCCACUCUCUUAAUAUUUAUAUAUGUAUGUUUCUCUUAUGUAAUACAAAACUCUAAAAUGGAGAAAAUAUUAUGUAUGUAUACGAUGUUACAUUACACAAAAGCUGCACAGUCAAUUGUAUAGAAAAGAAAAAAUUAGUAUUCAUUAUUAGCAGGAAUAACAUGUGAAUUAUAAUAACUAAAGUCUCAUACAUAUGUGCAUGCGCAUAUAUAUGUGUGUAUAUAUAUAUAUAUAUAUAUAUAUAUAUACACACAUACAAAUAACCUCAUAGUGCAGCAAGAAUAAGAAAAGUAAAAUUGAGUAGCUAUGUUAAUAUAGCUAAUAUCAUCUUACUACUUUAUCAAUGAUUAAUAUUGUGUAUGUGUACAUUAAUAUAGACACUUUUUAUAAGUUUUAACAUCUAAUAUGUAACUUGCUACAUUAACUUUUCUUUUGCAAAGCGUUGUGAACUACAUAAUACUUUACAUAUGUAAACCAAUUUAAGAUGUGUACCGAUGGAAAGUGUAAUAAAUGAAUUUAAAACAAGA
Odontomachus brunneus is the source of this 4184-nucleotide messenger RNA. Its product is annotated as dnaJ homolog dnj-5. NCBI's taxonomy places the organism in Eukaryota, Metazoa, Arthropoda, Insecta, Hymenoptera, Formicidae. The record is from RefSeq and is a predicted model, not a curated record. Gene Ontology annotation, molecular function: dopamine receptor binding. Bases 266 to 2818 code for a protein of 850 amino acids. The transcript is spliced from 6 exons.